This is a messenger RNA of Dendronephthya gigantea, 2104 nucleotides long. RefSeq lists its product as uncharacterized. The record is from RefSeq and is a predicted model, not a curated record. The transcript has 6 exons. The coding region runs from base 83 to 1957 and encodes 624 amino acids. Gene Ontology annotation, molecular function: metallopeptidase activity. Lineage: Eukaryota; Metazoa; Cnidaria; Anthozoa; Malacalcyonacea; Nephtheidae.
UGUUUAUAUAAACCCUCACCAUCGCUCACAGCAAGGAUAUACGCCACUGUGGACAGCAACAUAAACGACGUUCUUGUUCAAAAUGAAGCAGCUUGCAGUGGGAAUUCUUUGUUUUGUUUUUGCACAAAUCUCAGCGCUACCAACAACUUUGCAGCCAACAACUGAAACUAGAGACAGUGAAACCUGUCUCCAGGAUGCGUUUAUCAACGCCACGAAAGAUGCAGUAGAAAAUGGAACAAUUCAACUAACAGUUGAUCCAGGAUUUGAACGUUCUGGUGCCAGCGCGCCGACUAAUUACGACUGCACAGUACGUGGUGUACCAGCGGCAGUUCGCAGGAGAUUACGCCUGAGCACAUUCUACACCCAAUACGCGCAUGCGUACGGCAUACCGGUGCUCAGUUCGAGCCGCGUAAAGAGGAAAGCCCUGGAACGAGCCUGUUACGUCAUGAGGUUCUUGUUCGCCGACCGGAAAGAUGUCCGCGAUUGGUUUUACCGAAGAAACGGCCGUGCUGGUAUAAUGGCCAGAUCCGAAGGCACAACGACAAUUCCCGAGCACAGCUUCCUACCAGCAUGGUGGAACCAACGCGCACGGGGACUGGGCGCUACUAUCCAGGUUCCCAUUUCGACCGGAGGGGAAGAGAAUCUACUAUGCGAGUCCGGGGACCGUUACUACAAUGAGGAUAUAUUUUUGCAUGAAUUUGUGCACGGGAUUCAUAAUUUGGGCGCCACUGGAGCCAUUCCAUCAUUUGACGCCCGCUUGCGGGCCGCUUACAACCGAGCGCGCUCGUCGGGACUGUGGCGGAACACGUACGCCUUGAGUACGGACCGCGAAUAUUUCGCUGAAGGAACCCAAAGUUUCUUUAAUGUCAACGCGUACUCGCAAAGGCCAAACGGAGUACAUAAUCAUGUCAACACACGAGAGAAAUUACGUACUUACGAUCCCACGCUUUAUAACUUGGUGAAAGAAGUGUUUCCAUGUCAAAACAAUUUUCUCAAGCGAUGCGACGCCAAAAAUGGUAAAGCACCGCCGUCAUUUAGAAUGGACUGCAAAAAUGGAGGAGGAACAGUAGUUACAGAUAAACCUCCGAAACCUAACACACCUCCUGUUCCAACUCCUCCCGUCCCAACUCCUCCAAAACCAGACACUCCCCCUGUUCCAACUCCUCCAAAACCAGACACUCCCCCUGUUCCAACUCCUCCAAAACCAGACACUCCCCCUGUUCCAACUCCUCCAAAACCAGACACUCCCCCCGUUCCAACUCCUCCAAAACCUGAUACUCCACCUGUUCCAACACCUCCAAAACCAGACACUCCCCCUGUGCCCACACCACCAAAACCAGACACUCCCCCUGUGCCCACACCACCAAAACCAGACACUCCCCCUGUUCCAACACCUCCAAAACCAGACACUCCCCCCGUUCCAACACCUCCAAAACCUGACACUCCUCCCGUUCCAACACCUCCAAAACCAGACACUCCCCCUGUGCCCACGCCACCAAAACCAGACACUCCCCCUGUGCCCACACCACCAAAACCAGACACUCCCCCUGUGCCCACGCCACCAAAACCAGACACUCCCCCUGUGCCCACGCCACCAAAACCAGACACUCCCCCUGUGCCCACGCCACCAAAACCAGACACUCCCCCUGUCCCAACUCCGCCAAAGCCAACACGUCCAAAACCAACACGCCCAAAGCCCAACUGUUAUGAUAGAAACCAAAACUGCCGCUCUUGGGCCAGAAAUGGUGAAUGCAGCCGAAAUCCACUCUACAUGAAACCAAACUGUUGUGGUUCAUGUAGCGGGAAACCAACUAUAGUCAGACCAAUUUGUCGGGAUUCUAAUACCUACUGUUCCUAUUGGGCUCGGUUUGGAAAUUGCCGCUAUAACUAUUACAACAUAAGACAGUAUAGGUACAUGACAAUAAACUGCCGAAAAAGCUGCGGUUGGUGCCGCUGACCAUUUCGAUACCUUGUAGAACAAUUGGAUAUAUAUAGGGACAUUAGAGUCUAAAAGGGGAUAUAAUAGCAUUACCAAUAAAAACUUCAUGUUUACAUCAUUCAUUUCACGUAAAGAAAAUUGAUCCGAUAAUAAAAUACAGUUUUA